Abrus precatorius (Indian licorice) is the source of this 1307-nucleotide messenger RNA. RefSeq names its product copper chaperone for superoxide dismutase, chloroplastic/cytosolic. The coding region runs from base 113 to 1048 and encodes 311 amino acids. Lineage: Eukaryota; Viridiplantae; Streptophyta; Magnoliopsida; Fabales; Fabaceae. Gene Ontology annotation, molecular function: copper ion binding; superoxide dismutase activity. The record is from RefSeq and is a predicted model, not a curated record. Gene Ontology annotation, biological process: removal of superoxide radicals. The transcript is spliced from 6 exons.
GGAGGAGGUGUGGAUGACUCUAGAAGACGUACUGAGGCGAGCACUGAGCAGCCCCAAAAGCUACCCUCAAAUUGAAUGCAUUGUAUAAUAAAGAAAGAAUAAUUUGAGUAAAAUGGCAUUUCUGAGGUCAGUAGUAACAACUGCAACAGCUGUAGCUGCCAUCCCUGCAGCUUUCGCCUUCUCUUCUCUUUCAUCAUCAUCAUCAUCUUCUUCUUCUUUCCCUCGCUCUUCACAAUCCCCCAAUCCCUCUAACAGGUUGUGCCUUGUCAAAACAUUUGCUACCCCUCCCUCUGCUAUCCACAUGGACACCAAUCUCUCUUCUCAGCCCAACACUGUCUUGCCCGAGUUAUUGACGGAAUACAUGGUGGAUAUGAAAUGUGAAGGUUGUGUUAAUGCGGUCAAAAAUAAGUUGAACGAGAUUAAAGGAGUUAAGAACGUAGAGGUGGACUUGGGCAAUCAGGUUGUAAGGAUUCUUGGAUCAACGCCGGUGAAGAUUAUGACUGAAGCUUUGGAGCAGACUGGUAGAAAAGCCCGAUUAAUUGGACAAGGAGUGCCUGAAGACUUUUUAAUAUCUGCUGCUGUUUCUGAAUUCAAAGGUCCAGAUAUUUUUGGUGUUGUUCGCCUGGCCCAAGUGAAUAUGGAAUUGGCUAGGAUCGAAGCCAGCUUCAGCGGGUUGUCGCCAGGAAAGCAUGGUUGGUCUAUUAAUGAGUUUGGAGAUCUGACUAGAGGUGCAGCAAGCACUGGCAAAACGUUCAAUCCAAUAAAUGAGGAAAACAGUAAAGAGCCACUUGGCGACCUGGGAACACUGGAUGCUAACGAAAAGGGUGAGGCAUUGUACACUGGGGUCAAAGAAAAGCUGAGGGUGGCUGAUCUUAUCGGACGAUCUGUGGUGAUAUAUGCAACUGAGGAUAAAUCAAAACCCGGUAUAGCUGCUGCUGUGGUUGCCAGAAGUGCGGGAGUGGGGGAGAACUAUAAAAGACUCUGUACCUGCGAUGGCACCACCAUAUGGGAGGCAAGUGAUAGAGAUUUUGUUACUAGCAAGGUCUGAUGAAGAAGUUCCCUUUAAACAAAGCAUUGUAAUUUGGUUACCUUGUAACCCAUCAGUACUUCAUAUUUUGAGGACUAUACACCCUUUGGAAAGCAAUUCACCAAGUCUGUCAUUAACAUUAAAUUUCUUUUCUUUAGUUAUAAACUUUUUGUGGUUAAGAUGGUUGUUAAUUUUGUAAGAACUCCUCCCCACUCACACACGUACAAUAAGCCAAGGAAUCAUUAAAUUUACGUAGUUUAAUAAAUUGUUAAAGAGUUUU